AUGUCGAAUCUGCCACCCCCAGAAUCAGAUCUGUGGCUACCAUUGCCUUCAAAAGAGGAAACCUGGCAUCCGCACACUGUUCACACUCAUUAUUUCGGAUUCAGCGUGCCGGAGGCAGCCAUAGGCGCCUUUGUCUACUUCCGUUAUCAGCCAGCUUUCCCGCUAUGCGCCGGGGGUGUUGGUCUUUUCCAAGGCCUGGACAAUGAGAAACCAUUGGAUAUCGAGCAUCUGAACUUUAUGAACACAAUGCCUUGGUCGAGCUUUAAGGAUAAUAUUCUCACGACCUACCUGGGCCUCAAAAUGGAGGUUCUCAAACCAGGAGAGAAAUUUCGGCUAUCUUACAAGAGCAAAGAUGGCAAGACACAGUUCGACGUCAUCCAAACGGCAGUAACCCCCCUCCUGCCUCGAGGCCACGUCAUGCCUGGAGAGGAUAGAGACACCGAGGCAGACAAGAAACCAGGCGGCAGCGAACAGUUCAUGCACUGCAUAGGAAAGUUGACUCUAAACGGGACAGACUACGACGUUGACUGUUACCCUGUGCGAGACAGGUCUUGGAGACAGAUCCGCACAGAGGAGGAGGUCGAUUAUCCUCCAGUGGGCUGGUCACCGAUGUGCUUCGAUGGCAAGUUUUCGUUUUGCCAAAUAGGUUACGAAGCGCCUGAAACCAACCCUCGAUGGAAGGACGUGUUUACCGUGGACCAGAAGAAGCCAUCAUUCUACUUUGCAUGGAUGGUGGACGACAACGGAUCUAUACGCAACAUUGUCAAGAUCAAGCGAAAAGUCACGAAAUUUCAUCCAAAAUUAUUUGCCGCUACCGAACAAGAGAUUGAGGCUGAAGAUAGCGAGGGGAAAGUUUACCGCUAUUGGGGGGAAGCUAUUGCAAUGGCACAUAUCCCUUCGUGGGCGAACAACAUAUUCGUCGAUGCCGUCUAUAAGUGGAGGGACGAGGCAGGAAGACUGGCGUAUUGUGCCUACCAAGAAGCGUGGUAUGCGAAGUUCCAGCGGUUCAGCAGGGGUAAGCCGGUGAAUUGA
Molecule: messenger RNA, 1032 nt
Organism: Cladophialophora psammophila CBS 110553
Lineage: Eukaryota; Fungi; Ascomycota; Eurotiomycetes; Chaetothyriales; Herpotrichiellaceae
Exons: 1
Coding region: 1-1032 (343 amino acids)
Source: RefSeq, a predicted model, not a curated record